Messenger RNA from Drosophila subobscura, 1143 nucleotides. Its product is annotated as cytochrome b561 domain-containing protein 2. The transcript has 3 exons. Lineage: Eukaryota; Metazoa; Arthropoda; Insecta; Diptera; Drosophilidae. Bases 261 to 1079 code for a protein of 272 amino acids. The record is from RefSeq and is a predicted model, not a curated record. Gene Ontology annotation, molecular function: transmembrane monodehydroascorbate reductase activity.
GGGCGUUUCGGCCGCCUGUUGGACGUAUAAUAAAGUACUAUCGGGUUUCUUAAUUUACGAUCUUUUACCGCUGUGGUAACCAUAAAUAGUUUACAACAAUUUGUCUGAUGAGAGGCAGAUACAACAAUUAUCAGCUAGGAACAGUAUGAACAAAUGUUCUUGUCACAGUUUACUAAAUUUAACACGAAAAUAACAUUAUGUCAACUCACUGAUAAGAGCUUAGAACAAAUUCAAAACAGAAACUGCAAAAUCAGCGUACCAUGGCCGAGGCCGAGCAGCCGGUUGUUAGUAGAUCCCGGCGAGUUGUCGACUACGGCAGCACGAUCCAGACGAGACUAGCAGCAGCAGCGCGACUACCCUCAUUUGUAACAAUCGAAUCUCCGCGAAGAUAUUCAAAAAUGUCCCACAACACACUAUCCCCGCACGAUUCACAGACUCGUUGGCAGCGACUGGAGUACUUUCUGAACGUUCUCAAUCAAAUCUGCAUUGGAUUCGUGACCAUCUAUAUGUCAUACUUGACCCUGCGAACUGGACUACAGGGAACUAGCCUGCAUGCUUGGCUGGUCACCAUUGGGUUCUCCUUCUUCAUGGCCGAGGGUGUCAUGAUUCACUAUGGCGGCAAUGUUCUCACACACGGUUACAAACGGCAUACGAAAACCACAAUCCAUUGGAUACUCCUAACACUGGGCGGAUGCUGUGGAGCAUCUGGAGCUCUAAUCAAAAUGAUACAAAAAGGUUUCUCUCUGCACUCGACGCACGGAAAGCUGGGUUUCACUGCGUUUGUAUUGUGCCUACUGGCCAUGACCUCUGGCGUGAGUGCACUCUUCUCGGCUCGCGUGAAAAGGCUGAUUACCCCAUUGCUGAACAAGACCUUCCACAACUUUUUGGGUUUCUCUUGCUUUGUUAUUGCAUUGACGACCCAGUAUUACGGCUACCAGACGGGUUACUUUAAGAGUCGCAGUGAGACGGACUUUCAAAUUCUGAUGAAGUGCCUCACUCUCACGUCGUUGGUUCUGACAAGCUAUGGCCCAUUGAAGGCACUCUAUCAGAAAUGUGAAAAUAUUUCUCGCCAGUUUUAAGAUGCAAAAGUUGUCAGCAAGAACUUAUCGAAUGUACAUAAAUAUUAUUUGUUUCAUAAUUUAA